GUCCAGAACAAGAGGAAACAGAUAUUGAUUGGUUAGCAGUGGAUGGUGAAUUACCACCAGAUGUAGAGUCUUUAUGGGCUUCAACAACGGAAGAUAGUAAUACAAACGAUUAUGAAAUAGAAAGUAAAGCAGGUUCCUCCAAGAAUUGGAAUUCACCUUACGCGAGAAUAAUACUUCCAUCAGUGACGGACACUAAAAUUAAUGAAACAUGGAAUUCUUGUAAAAAGUUAAGAGAAACUUACGAAGCGCAAAUUGAAAAUUUUCAACAAGAUUUGUUAAAAUGGUUACAAAAAAUUAAUAAAACAAUUCGUCAAGGAAAUAAGAAUUUUAUUAAAAAAGAAAAUGAUAACGAUAUGUUCUUUCAAGAAAAACAAGAAAGUCUGAAAUGUCUGGAAGAAAAGAUGAAUGAAUUGCAAAAUACGAUCGAACAAAAAUUUUCAAAAUCGACUCUCGAAGGUUUAUUUAAUUAUGAAUUUUCUCAACUAAAAAAACUUGUUCAAGAUUCUGCCGAUGCUGACGAAACUACUACGGAUGAUACAUCUGAAUUAGAUUUAAUGUAUGAAGAUGUACCUUUGCAGCUAUGUCAAGAUAAUCGGUGA
Messenger RNA from Racocetra persica, 599 nucleotides. The record is from the annotation of a GenBank genome assembly. NCBI's taxonomy places the organism in Eukaryota, Fungi, Glomeromycota, Glomeromycetes, Diversisporales, Gigasporaceae.